AUGGUUGAACAGCAGAACGACAUGUCGCUGGUGACAUCGAAUAUAUGUAUAUGCAGGCCCCACUCCGGUCCCAGCAAUGUCUACAUGGAGAUACCGACGCCAAACCGCCACCUGUCAUACCGUCAUUUCACCACCCGAUAUGGCAAAGGUCUUUUCACAACAAAACUUAUCAAGAAGGGGGAGACGAUACUGCUUGAUCCAGCACGCAUAAUCGCAAGUUCCCACUUUCCAGCACGUGUAUCGCACGCCCAAGGCCGGAGUUUAUUCAACUCCGCGCUCGACCGACUUCCCGGACAAGAUCACAAGAUGGUCGCGGCAUUAGAUCAGAGUCUGGGUGGUAGUCCAAUCGAGGACGUUAUGAAGACCAACUCUUUUGCCUGUCGGCUAGACGAUGGCAACGUAGACAAAGCCUACAUUUGUCUCUUCCCCUCCGUCUCCCGCAUCAACCACGCUUGCCAGCCGAAUGCCCUCGCACGCUUCGUUUCAAAGACACUAUCGAUGCAAAUCAAGGCGAAGCGAGACAUUGCCGCAGGAGAAGAAAUAACCAUUUCGUACGGAAGAGUAGACUUGACGCGUGACGAACGACAGGAGCUGUACAAGGAUGGAUGGAACUUUGAGUGUACAUGCUCGCUCUGUACGGCGCCGCACGGCGAAACCAAGGCAAGCGACGAUCGCCGCGUAAGAUUUGCUAGGCUCAAGCAGAAGCUUCAAAAUCUGACAGCGGAGACUUACGACGCGAAACAAGUGGUGGAGUGGGAGAAGGAAGUUAUGGCGAUUGCGCAGUCCGAAGGCUUGGAAGUGUUGUUGGCCGAGGAUUACGAGAGACUGGCAUAUGUGUAUGCAGGCCAUGGAAUGGCCAACGAGGCACGGCGUUGGGCGGAAAGGGCCAAGCAGAACUUGCUCGAUUGGGCGGUUGAGGACAGUCGUAGAGAUGACGAUGUCAGGAGAUUGGAUGAAACGCUCGCAGAGUUGGGUUGAAGUUUCAUGGCUGAACUACUACUUUGGUGCCUGGCCAUUGCUUCGACUACCCUAAUGAGGUCCUAUCCACUUUGGUAAGUAAGGCUGCCUCGGAUUGUCACCCGCAUUUUGUAAAGUUUGAGCCCAUAAUCUGAUGUCUGCAGCAUGGGUUUCAUCUGUAGUUAUGCCGUAAUAGGG
Messenger RNA from Bipolaris sorokiniana ND90Pr, 1155 nucleotides. RefSeq lists its product as uncharacterized. The record is from RefSeq and is a predicted model, not a curated record. Gene Ontology annotation, molecular function: protein binding. The coding region runs from base 1 to 978 and encodes 325 amino acids. NCBI's taxonomy places the organism in Eukaryota, Fungi, Ascomycota, Dothideomycetes, Pleosporales, Pleosporaceae. The transcript has 3 exons.